AUGGCGUCGGAGGGCGAGCUGGGCAGGAAGUGGGACCGGUGUCUGGCGGACUCCGCCGUCAAACUGG
Molecule: messenger RNA, 67 nt
Organism: Eurypyga helias (sunbittern)
Lineage: Eukaryota; Metazoa; Chordata; Aves; Eurypygiformes; Eurypygidae
Product: MICOS complex subunit Mic10-like
Exons: 1
Source: RefSeq, a predicted model, not a curated record